AUGACCUAUCAGUUGCGGAAAGUUUGGAUCAUAGAAAAGACCGGAACUUUUAACAAUCUCAAGAUAAAAGAGGAUGGUCUUGAACCACCGCCGCCUGAUUAUCUUCGUGUAAAAGUUUCGUGUUGUGGCCUCAACUUUGCUGAUAUGUUUGCUGUAGUUGGACUUUACUCUGCUACACCCAAGGGAACUUUUACGCCAGGUUUGGAAUUCUCGGGUGUGGUUGAACACGUCGGUAAGGGGUUGAAAGAAGAAGAGUGGUUGGGAAAGCGUGUCUAUGGUGUGACAUACUUUGGAGGUUACGCCACGUAUAUCAAUGCAAAAAGUUCGUACGUGAAAAAAACCCCAAAGGGGUGGACCGAUCAGCAAGCCUGUGCUUAUGUGGUCCAAGGGUUGACGGUUUUCUACGCACUAGAAGAGCUUGGUCGGCUUAAACCGAAUCAAGCCGUCCUGGUACAUUCCGCGGCCGGUGGAUGCGGCAUGCUUGCGCUUUCGAUGCUGAACAAAAGAUCGGCGAAGGUGGUGGGUACCGUGGGGAUGCCCUCUAAGCUCGACUUAUUGAAUGAAAAAUACGGGGAGAAUCCAAAUUUUAACUUCAUCCUGCGAGAUCCCGCCAAGGAUUUUGAAGCACGGGCUAAAAAAGCAUUGUCUCAGAUAACAUCUAAAAAUGAAGAAUUCUUUGACAUUGUAUUGGAUAGUGUCAUGGGGGAUUGGUUUUGGCCGAAUUAUAAUUUAUUGAACAGAGAGGGUAGAUUGGUUAUAUAUGGCUCGGCAAGCUAUACUCCAACCGAUAAUCUUCAUCCAAUAUGGAAUAUGUUUCAAUGGCUGAGAUUGGGAUGGAAGUAUCUUUGGAGGCCCAAGGUUGAUCCAUUAAAACUCGUGGGAGAUAACAAGUCGUUACUCGGCUUCAAUUUGAUUUACCUUUACGGAAAUGAAGAGCGACUGGGUCAGAUUUUUGAUCGUCUCCAAGAGUUGGAAUUAGAUCCUCCAUAUGUUGGACAUGAGUUUGACUUUGAUGAUGCUGUCGAAGCAUUGACCCUUAUGCGAUCGGGAAAAAGCGUUGGCAAGAUAGUCCUUAACGCCGCAGUUCCAGCUGGAUUAGCAGACAUGUCUCCACGAAAAACAGUUCAGCAAAAACUCACCGACGUCCUCUCCACUUCAAAAAAACACAAAAAGAAUUUCAAGGUCGCCGCGAAGGGUGCUACAGGCGAAGGCACCGCAGUCGACGAGAAGCGUUAUGAAGCGGCGAACGAGUCGCUAAAUGAAUCAGAAGGAACAGGCGACGAAAUUGCAUUCACUCAUGAAUUCGACCAACAAAUAAUAACACUUGAGAAAGGAGUCUCUCGUGACGAACUCACGGCCGAUGCGAUUCUUCAACAAUUUGAUCUGGAGUACAAAUAUGGUCCGUGCCUAGGAGUAAGAAGAUUAGAUCGUUGGGAAAGGGCUCAUAAACUUGGACUGAGUCCGCCGAUCAAGAUCCGAGAAUUACUGACGGAGUAUCCAUCGCUCAAUGAAAAAAAUUUCCUAGAAGAUUUCCUAGGGGAUACUUUGGAUUCGAAGAAAAUACAUAUUGUGGAACAUUGA
Molecule: messenger RNA, 1581 nt
Organism: Acaulospora morrowiae
Lineage: Eukaryota; Fungi; Glomeromycota; Glomeromycetes; Diversisporales; Acaulosporaceae
Source: the annotation of a GenBank genome assembly